Messenger RNA from Spirometra erinaceieuropaei, 456 nucleotides. Lineage: Eukaryota; Metazoa; Platyhelminthes; Cestoda; Diphyllobothriidea; Diphyllobothriidae. The record is from the annotation of a GenBank genome assembly.
AUGUUCCUAGGCGGUCGCUGCUGCACCCUCCGCAAAUGGCCCUCCUUUUGGGGCUAUGGAUUUGUCAUGCAACAGAAAGCAAACGUCUUCUUCAUUUCUCUCAUUGAAAAGGACUCGCCUGCGGCCUUCGGUCGCCUUUUUCGCGGGGACAUUAUCCUUGCCGUGAAUGGAAGGUCAACCGGUAGGUGUUUUGACGUUCACACAUAUGCCUGAAUACUCUCUCUCUCUUUCUCUCUCUCUCUCUCUCUCUCUCUCUCCCUCUCAGAAAACCACACUUACAACGAACUCGCUGCCUGGAUAGACGCAGACAAGGAUAAGGUCGAGUUGCUGGUCUGUCAGCCUGUGGAGAGGGACUACUUUGACAGAUUCAAAAUCCCCCUGGGGCCGACAUCGCCAUAUCUAAAGUUCUUCACCGCUCCGGCUUCUAAAGCAGGCGAGUUCUUCUCAAAGUACUAA